AUGUAUUGUAGUGAUGUUAAGUCGUUUAACCAGGAAACAGCUAAGGGUGUUAAAUACAAGCGGCGUUCGAUUCUAUUAUGUAACUCUGCACCAGUUAUUCGAGAAAUCAUUUUACCCUUGUCACGGGUUAAAAGUGGCAUUUACGAAAACUACAGUGAUCUAUGCCUUGAGAAGUUGAAAUUUUGGCCGUUCUCAAGCGCCUACCUCAAUGAGUAUACCAUCGUCGCUACCAAAAAAUUAUUUUCCUACUCUUAA
This is a messenger RNA of Dentiscutata heterogama, 255 nucleotides long. The record is from the annotation of a GenBank genome assembly. Lineage: Eukaryota; Fungi; Glomeromycota; Glomeromycetes; Diversisporales; Gigasporaceae.